Microsporum canis CBS 113480 is the source of this 1200-nucleotide messenger RNA. RefSeq names its product oryzin. The transcript has 4 exons. Lineage: Eukaryota; Fungi; Ascomycota; Eurotiomycetes; Onygenales; Arthrodermataceae. Gene Ontology annotation, biological process: proteolysis. Gene Ontology annotation, molecular function: serine-type endopeptidase activity. The record is from RefSeq and is a predicted model, not a curated record. Bases 1 to 1200 code for a protein of 399 amino acids.
AUGGUCUGCCUCAAGACUCUGUCCGUGUUUCUUGCAGCAUUUGCUGCCGCCGAUGCUCGUGCGGUCUUCAAGACUCAGAGCAGCAACAAGGCGGAUAUCAUUCCUGACUCCUACAUUGUGGUCAUGAAAAAUGGCGUCUCCCACGAUGACUUCAAGGCCCACGUCUCCUCUGUCUCACAGAUCCAUAGCAACAACAAGGCCAAGCGAGGCACCAACACCAAUGGUAUGCAGCGCGAGUUCGAUAUUAUGAACUGGAGAGGUUAUCACGGUCACUUCGACCCAGACACCCUUGAUGAGAUUCUCAAUGACUCCAAGGUUGACUACGUUGAACACGAUCAAAUUGUCAGAAUCUCGGGCCUUGUCACCCAGCGUAGUGCUCCCAGCUGGGGUCUUGGACGUGUUUCUCACCGUCAGGCCGGAAUCCGUGACUACGUUUUCGAUGACUCCGCUGGCCGUGGUGUCACCAUCUAUGGUGUCGAUACCGGUAUUGAUAUCAACCACCAAGACUUCCGAGGACGUGCUCGAUGGGGUACCAAUACUGCUGACCGUGACAACGCUGACCGCCACGGUCACGGAACCCACACUGCUUCUACCUUCGCUGGGACUACCUACGGUAUUGCUAAGAACGCCAACAUUGUUGCCGUUAAGGUCCUUGGCUCCGAUGGCUCCGGCAGCACCAGCGGUAUCAUUGCUGGUAUCAACUUCUGUGUCCAGGAUGCUCAGUCCCGUGGAAUCCUUGGAAAGGCUGCUAUGAACUUGUCUCUCGGUGGUGGCUUCAGCCAGGCCAACAACGACGCUGUUACUCGUGCUCAGAACGCUGGUAUUUUCGUUGCCGUUGCCGCUGGAAAUGACAACAAAGAUGCUCGUAACUACUCUCCUGCCUCUGCACCAGCCGUCUGCACUGUUGCCUCCUCCACUGUCAACGACAGCAAGUCCUCCUUCUCUAACUACGGUUCAAUUGUUGACAUCUACGCUCCUGGCUCCGACAUCAUCGCUGCCCGUCCAGGCGGCGGUAGCACCACCAUGUCCGGUACCUCCAUGGCCUCUCCCCACGUCGCUGGUAUGGGUGCCUACAUGAUCGGAAUGGGAAUCGACCCCCGCCAGGUCUGCGACCGCCUCAAGCAGAUCUCCCUCCCGGCUAUCCGCAGCCCAGGUCCCAGCACCACCAACCGCCUUCUCUACAACGGCAGUGGCCAAUAG